AUGGAUUCUUUUGAGGACCUGAACCCCCACAUGCCAGGGAGGGACCUCGUAGGAGCGCGACGCAGCUAUGGGCUGCCCUAUGUCGACCUGAUCGCCACUUGGGCCGUGUGGAUCGGCCUUCGACAUGAAAUUCUUUGUCCUCCUCACAUUUUCCAUCCACCCCCUGCCUCCUUUCUUCCUCUCUUCUCCUUCCUCCCUCCUCCCGUGCUCUGUCCUCCCAUCGCCUCCCCUCAUGGAGCUCAUCACUCCGCACAUGGCCUCCUCCGUGCCCUCCUCCUCCCGUACACUCCCCUCCCCUCCCAUCCCAUCCCUUCCCAUCAGCAGAAAGGAGAGAAGAACACAAGGGAGGGAGAUCCACCACAACCCAGCCAAAGCUUUCUCACCUCGCCGGCAGGUCCCUAUGUCGUCCCCCGCCUCCUCCUCCCCCAGCCCCGACCAUAUUCCCUUCCGCCACACCUGCCUACUCCGCCUAAUCCACCGCUGUCUCCAACUCCGUGGCAUACGGAGACAACAUCAUCAACCCGCCGCUCACCUACUUUGACUUCCAACCCUUCGACCGCAUGGAGCCUGCGCACGUCCGCCCGGGAUCCACGCGCUCCUCGCCCACCUUCCAUGGCAGGAAUGGCAUCGGAAGGUUCCCAGUUUGACACUAAGAAUUAUGAUUCUGAGAUGAAGGAGCUGCUGCACCGGAAGGUCCGAGAUGCUAUUGGUGCUGGUCUUGUUCCUUUGUCUAGGAUGACCAUGGAAGUCCCAGCCCUGACUAUGGCCCUCAAGUGACGUCGGCCUUUGAUCGCCAUCGAAGGAGCUCCAUGCUGAAGAAGAGAACACUUGUAGAGCUUGUAACCGUGAUUCCCAUACUUGUAGAGCAUGUAUGUAGUUAUUACACUUGUAGAGCUUGUAAAGUACAACUUGUAUUCUGUGUCACUUGUAGAGCUUGUAUUGAUUCAUUUUACACCUUGUA
Messenger RNA from Hordeum vulgare subsp. vulgare (domesticated barley), 961 nucleotides. RefSeq names its product proline-rich receptor-like protein kinase PERK2. The coding region runs from base 1 to 777 and encodes 258 amino acids. The transcript has 4 exons. NCBI's taxonomy places the organism in Eukaryota, Viridiplantae, Streptophyta, Magnoliopsida, Poales, Poaceae. The record is from RefSeq and is a predicted model, not a curated record.